UGGAGAAGGUGCCUUGCCUGCUUGUUUGCGUUUGUAGCUGUCGGAGCUUUUUCUGGGCGAUUUUGAUUUCCACAUCCAAAAGAUACCUCACAAAAGGUACCUCCAUCAAAGUCGCUUUCCGCCAUUUUAUCUUCCCCAUACACAACUUCAUUCAGCAAUCCAACUACGCGAAAGCAUCGGCACCCUCGAUUUUCAAACCUGCCGCCCAGGUCAUCGAAACGAUCAAUGGUUUUAUAGGACGCGCAAACGACCCUUCAUCUCCGCAGAACGAACCCGGCGCAGGCGACGUUCGGCGCGUCGUCUGUGCUGAGCUCUGCAAGAAAAAAGGAAAAAAAAGAAAGAAAAACUUAAACAACUUUCGACACCAUGGAUAUGGACGCGCCAUCUGCGGCCAGCCGUCCCGAGACCCUCAUCGACGGCAUCGCCACCCCGAUCGCCCAGCUCGCCCCGGGACUCUCCGACCAGGACUCGCGCGUCGUGAGAGGCGAGGUCACAGUAGUCUGGCCCUAUAGUCUGAUCCGCAAAUCUUUUGCCUUUGUCAUCGCCGAGCCCGACGUCCGGUUGCGCGACUCCAAUGGUCAAAUUCGUCUUCAGGUCGAUGGCGCGAUCGCGAAGCUCGUCGCCGAGAGUGGGCUGGAAAGUGGCGAUGAGAUUUUGCUGAGCUUGGCGGGUGCAGGCUGGGCUGCGAACACCUACGAAGCCCGGAUUCCUGGAUCCUGUUCGGGUUGGCAGCUUGAAUACACUGAGAAAAUUACUCUCGAGAUCAAAUCCGCCUUCACCGACGACACCAAGAUUCUGGAUGUGACCAAUCCGCCUUCCACAGAACCGGACGCUGCAGCCGAACCUCCCAUCCUCGAAGCGCCUUCCGAGGAUUUCCCCUUCGCCGAAGAACCUUCUCUCUCCAGUCCUGUGCAGAAAUCGAGCAAUGUCGAGUUUCAUUCCCCGGCCUUCAUCAAAAGAGCACGCCUGUCAUAUGGCUCUCUUUUCGAACCAGACCACGACCCGUUUGCAGAAGACGAUGGUGGGGUGAAAGGAAAGGGCCGCAAGAGGGCGCGAUUCGGUCGAUACAGUGCAUCAUGGAGAUAUGCUAGCCAUACGCCUAGCCCCGAGCCCAGCGAAGCCGGCGUGGAGGAGGAUGCCGAAGCGGAGGUUGCUGCAGGCAUCGAAGAUAGUCCAAGCGCGGCAGCAUCUGCGCUGAAGCUCAAGUUCUCGGGGCCAACGAUGGUUGAUGAAGGUUGCCAGGUCGUCGAGUCGAAUCUUGUCCCAGAUGAGGCAAGCAUAGAUCGUCAGGUAGCAUCGUCUGCAGAGAAACCAACCACAGAUGCCAGUGGGCCAGACACUCCUCCCCUGUUCGCACCAACAGUUUCGCCAGAAAGUGUGCAGAUGCCAACUGAAAACAUCGAAGCAACUGUUCCUUCGACGUUUGUGACUAGCACCCUAUUCGGCAGAUUCGAAAGCAGUAAUGGCGAUUACUCUGUGCCUAGAUUUCAGACAGACAUAUCUGGUGAGCAAAGCGGACCUUCUAUAGAGGAGCAGGUCAGGUUUGGCUUUCAUCAUAGCCCUGUUAUACCGCUUGCGUCCCAGGGCAUGGAGGUGGAGCAUAGUCAGCCUUUUCCGCAAGCCCAUGGCACUGAGCAGGUGACAUCACUCCCGGUCAGCACUGGAGCUGAGACUUCGGGAAUGGUUCAAGACCUCGCGCCCGUUUCUAUGCCUGCUUCGCAUGGAGGCGAAGCAGUCCAUCAAGAGACGAUACCGCUCUGGAAUGUCAGCAAUGAACAGAUACUAAACCCUGCACACGCUGAUGCUGAGCUUCCCAUUGAUCCCUCCCUCACAGCAGCUCUGGAUGCAGACGGCCCAGAUACAGAAUUGGGCACUCCUAGCCGUACAGCAUUGCCCACAGAGGCCAACGUGUACGGCUCAUACAACGAGAAUAGAUACCAAAACGAAGCCGAAGAUGAAAUGGUGGAAGACAAUGUCGAGGGAGCAUCGGUAUCAUCCGAGGAAUCCUUGAAUCCCGAUGAAGCCGAAUACGAGCGCCAAUUGGCCAAUGAGUCCUAUGAUGAUUACGAUAUGAGGAACUACGCCGACGUGGAGGACGAUGUUGAGGGGCCAUACGACAACGGACCGCCUGAGGGAGAGGAUGAGGAGGGCAAUUAUUAUUCGGAUGGAAGUGAGGGCCAAGAAGAGGAGGAAGAAGAGUAUUCCGAGGAAGACGAAAGCGACGGAGAAUCACAGGAGAUGUCUGCACCAAAGCUCCAAAGGGCACCACAGCAGACGGGCCCAGUAGUGAUUGACUUGCUAUCAGACUCAUCGGAUGAUGAGAGUGAUCCUCCUCCUCCACCCGCUAGCGUUCAUAACGCAGAACCUCAGCGAAACCUCGAGAGCUACGAUGUUGGCCAGGAAUCACAUCUAGUAUCGCAGACUUCACAACCCCAAACAAGCGCGUCGCAACCAUCGCCACCUUAUGACGUCCACUCUGAGCCAAGUAAUGGUGAAUCUGAAUCUGAAUCUGAACAGUCUGAACAGUCUGAGGAGGAUGCAGAGGGUGAGGAUGACGAGCUUGCGGGAUUUGAGAGCCCGGUAAGGUCCAUUGUUCAGACCGAACCCGAUUCCGAAGCCUCUCAAAUGCCUGCUAUCAACUCCGAGCCCGAGCCAAUAAUGUUAUCUUUGCGGCAUGUCACACCAGAGCGGUCAAAUCAGGAUCCGGUCAAAGACACCCAAAACGAACAAUCCAGCCCAAAACCCGAUCAAGAUGUUGAAAUGACUGUGCCGAUGAUGUCCGGGGCUCUGUUCCCGACUGCGGCCGAUGAGAUGCAACAGUCUAUCGAGACUGUCGAGGAAACUGGUGGCGAGGAACAAACAGAGAUCCAGGAUGAAGUCGAGGACGCAACACGGUCUUCGCCUCCCCCAGCUGGAGAAAGUGAACCAGACCAGAAGAUGGUACCAAAUGUUGCCACCCCUUCAUCACCUAUACAAGAAGAUCCCGUUUCAGAACAGUCAAAGGAGUCUGUUGUGGCACCGGAGCAAGCCGCCGCAGUAGCAGAAACCGGUCGACUGCCCACCCCAAUAGGGACGGAAACACCACAGGUUGAGAACACUACUCAGGCAGACGAACAAGAAUCCAUACAAACCGCCCAGGCUGCCGGCACAGAGCAGGCGCCGAUGGAGGACGACGACGCCGAAAUGGUGGAGGCCCCUGUGCUAGACAGUGGAUCGCCGCUGUCAACUGUGGUAGCUGCGCUGGAACAAAAGCUCGAGGAGAGCAUUGUAGUCAAGAAACAAAUGGAACUUGCGAAUGGUGAGCCUGAUAUCGGCGACAUCGUCAGCGAGGACGAGGCAAACGAUAUGAUCUCGCAGAGAGUGGUCUCGGUAGACGUCGAGCAGGUCACCACCAGCAAGUUGAAGUCUGUCGAAGCUACGGAUGUGAUUGAAGGCAGCGGAGAGCCUGAAAAGUCUGUUGUGACCAUGGUAGAAGAUGUCGAGGUCAUUGUUGAAGACGUUGAGAGUGUUGCCGAAGAAGACGAAAUCGCCAACACUGCUCCUCCCCAGGAUCCGGCGUCGCCUGCAUCGUCCGAAAUCGAGCACGUUCGCGGACAGUCUGCGUCGAGUCUGAGAUCGAACCAGAGUCGCGAAUUUGCAACUCAGAUUCCUCCGUCUGAAUCAGGGUAUGUUAAUGACGACUUGUUGACGGACACUCAGGAAAACGACACUUCAGCAGAAAAGCCACAUAGCCAGGCUGGACAGGCCGAGACAGACGGAGCUGAUAAUAGGGAACCCGAAACUUCGACUGCUCUGCCAUCUCAGGAUAUACAAAGCCCACGUAAUCGGUUUACUUCUCAGGAACCAAUGUCUGAUGACGUUGAUAUGGUUGACGCAGGCCCUGCCUCGGAAGACGAUAGUGCUGCUGAAGGUGAAGAUGGAAGCGAUCACUCUGAAGACGGCAACUAUGUUGAGGCCCCUGAGAGCUCUAAAGAUGCAACCGGUGCUGCCGAGGACGGCGAGCCGGAACCUUUGUCGCAAGAUACCAAGGCUGUUGAAGACGAAGAAAUCCCUUCGUCGCCUGUUCUGAGCACGACACAUGAAGUUGAUAAUGAUGGUGGUGCCAAGGAUGGCCCCUCUAUCAUUGAAGAGGAUGAUGAAGACGAAAGGUCGGACUCCGACGAAGCGAGUAGCGUUCCCGAAGAGGCUGCUGCUGAACCUUUGCAGAAGGAAGAAAUUCGGGUUGACAUUCAAGAUGAUUUCAAGGCCGCAGAGGAUGCCUCCGACUCAGAGCCUCGACAAGUCGACGACGGGCCGGAUGAAGAUCAAAGCAUCGGUGAAGCAAACGAGGAAUCAUCGUCUGUGAAGUUCGGCGGGUCAGACGAUUCUCGGAAUGUAUCAGAGGCGGCGGAGGACAACGAGUCUGGCAAGGAGAAUGCCGACGAACCAGAAGAAGAGGCGUCUUCUGCAGAGCCAAAGCCAACACCGCGGGCGACCCGCAGCGCUAAUAAACAAAACGAUACCAAGGCAGCGAGGGCUGCCUACAAACCAAGCAAGAGUCCCGAGCUCGACACAGAGGAGAGCUCCAGCGAUUCUGAGCGGGAACAGGCUUCGACAAGGGUCACUAGGGGUGCAUUGAAGAAGGAUAACGAACAAACACCUAGAGUCCGAUCGCAAAACACGCCACAGCCCGACAACAUGAGCGAGCUUGCCGUUGACGAAGGUGCUGAGCCAUCAGCUGAGCCGCCUUCUACAAGGGUCACUCGGGCCAGUCGCAAGAAUGAGCCUUCCGAUACUCCAACGGCUGCCCGGCCUGUCACCAGGGCUACAAAAACCAAGCAGGCUCUCACAAAGGCCGAAGAGAAAGUUGAUAAGGUCAAGCAGACAGCCCACGAUGGCGAUCCCAGCGUCCGGCUGGCCAAGGGCGCGAUGACUAAGAAGGGACCUGCCGAGCAGCCGCAGGAGCGAACUGAUGCUACAGAUGGUGACCCAAGUAUCAGGCUGGCGCGGUCGGCUGCGGGGAACAAACGCAAGCAACCAGCUGAGCCGACGAGGUCGGUAAUCGCAACAACUGACGGCGACCCUAGCCUUAGGUUGGCCAGGGGAGCUGCUGCAAGUAAGCGGAAGCAGCCUUCGGAACCGAUAGAACCAUCAGCCCCACCAGCCGACGCAGAUCCAAGCGUCAGGCUGGCUAGAGCGGCAGGCAACAAGCGCAAGCGACUCCCUGACCAGUUGGACGUGUCAGCCCCGGCUGCAAAAAACAGGAUGACCACAAGGUCUGCCUCUAGCAGUUUUCGGCGCAGCGCCAGCCCUGCCGUGACAGAGGACGCAAGUACGAGGCUUGCCAAGGGAGCGCUUACCAGUCCCUCUCGUCGCCAGAAACCCACAGCCUCUUCAGAUGCACAGGCACGCACGGAGGCGGCGCCUAGCGCCAGCAACAGCAACCAAAUCAAGACAGAGGUCACACGUCGACUACGCGAAGACCUGCCCGACUACCAGACUCUACUCCGAGUACCCAAGAUGGUUGGGAAAACGAUUGACCUGCUUGUCCUGGCCACGACCGAGGGCACCAAACCAACACGGACGAAGGCGCGGCAGUAUUGCAUGUCCUUCAACGUGACCGACGCCAGUAUUUCUUCCCGAGUGUACGAGGUUCAGCUGUACCGCCUACAUAAAGACUCGCUGCCCAUAGUCAAGCCUGGAGACCGCGUCUUGCUGCGCGACUUUAACAUUGUUGCCUUGACGGACCGCGGCUGGGGCUUGCGCUCGGUCGAAAAGUCCUCGUACGCCGUCUUUGACGACGCCGACGAUGCGCAUGACAGAAACGAUGCGGCUGAAGGCGGCAGCGGCGGGAUGCCACAGAUUCGUGGGCCGCCCGUGGAGCUCACGGCGGCCGAUCACGAGGUUUCCAAGCUGCUGAAGCAGUGGUGGGGCUCCCUAGACGAUGGCGCCAGGGAUAGGCUCGACAAGCAAAACAAGAAGCUUGCUGCCGGUUCUUAGGGGUGCUGCUCAACAAUCUGAAGUAUGUGCCAUUGACGGCAUGGCUUGGGAGGGGUCAAGGUCUGGUGGAAACAUUUGGAGCUGUAUUACUUAUGCCAUGUCUUGUUUUGACAGCUUCAGAACUGUAUUUGGGCGGUUUCGCGGUGAUUGCGGAUAUCCCGUUUUUGUAGUAGUACUAUUAUCCUGGGCCGGAAGUGCUCAGGCCAGAAGCCUUGUUUAUUUUUUUCCUUUGUGGGGUGGGCGUUACAGGCUAGAGGAUUGGCAAUCCCUGAAGACGACCAAAAUGUGUAAUGUACAUAGAAGCAGCUGGGCCGACCAUACUCUCUGUCCGGCCUAUUCGGGGGCCUAACAGAGUCAUCACAAUGGCCACCCCAGUCUUAAAAUUCGAUUUCGACCUCGAAUCACG
Messenger RNA from Pyricularia oryzae 70-15, 6385 nucleotides. RefSeq lists its product as uncharacterized. Gene Ontology annotation, biological process: telomere maintenance. Gene Ontology annotation, cellular component: chromosome, telomeric region. Gene Ontology annotation, molecular function: DNA binding. NCBI's taxonomy places the organism in Eukaryota, Fungi, Ascomycota, Sordariomycetes, Magnaporthales, Pyriculariaceae. Bases 367 to 5979 code for a protein of 1870 amino acids. The record is from RefSeq and is a predicted model, not a curated record. The transcript has 3 exons.